AUGAAAGCAGGAACCAACAUGAAGAUUUCUGGGAAGACUGUGUAUAUGUUUGUGCUGCUCACCAUCAUUGUUAUGAGAUCAGGAGGGAACAACGAAGUGUCAGUGACUGUAGGUGACAGCUCAGUGCUCGCCUGCCCUGUCAAACCAAAUAUAAAUAUGCUAACAUGGAAAAUAUAUCCCAAGGUUGGAGGCCCCUGCAACUUGGGCUACAGGGCAGAUACGAACACAACAGACAGAACAAACUGCAGUGACAGCAUGAACUGGAAAUUCAGACCAGAUCUGGGUCCUGUGCUUGAGAUACAGCAAGUGGGGAUAGCCCAGGAGGGAAAUUACAUCUGUGAAGUUGUAACACCAGAAGGGAAUUUCCACAGGACAUACCACCUGACUGUGCUGGUGCCCCCAAGGCUGAGCCUCUUCUGUGAUGAGCACGGGAAGCCUGUGUGCGAGGCAGCGGCAGGGAAGCCGCCUGCUCAGGUCUCGUGGCUCCUAGAGAGCAACUCCUCCCUUGAGGAAGAAAGCCACAACAACGGGACAGUGACUGUUCUCAGCAGGUUGACAGCAUGUGACACCAACGUGACUGACACAACCUGCGUGGUGUUCCACCCAGCUGGGAGCUGGAGUGAGUCCAUAGCCUGUUGUCCCUCAGACAAAAAGAACUCUAUCCUGUAUGUCUCCAUUACCCUUUGUCUUCUGAGCAUUAUGACCUUCAUGGCUGUCAUUUACUACAUCAAGCUCCACAGUAAUAGACUGUGCCACAAAAACACGCCUCCUGAAACUGAUCCUAUACAGAAUGACACAAUGGAAGUGGAACCUUAUACUACGUACGUGCAGAAGGAAAACGUAAUUUACAACUCAGUGUCUGAUCUGACAGUGGGGCAGAAUCUUCCACAAGAACUGUGGCCCGAAACAUGAACAAUUCAACAACACUGGAAAAGGAAAGACAUACUUUAUAAAAGACUGGUUAUAUAGAGAAACUUCUCAGAGGAU
Pipra filicauda (Wire-tailed manakin) is the source of this 987-nucleotide messenger RNA. RefSeq names its product CD200 receptor 1 (gene CD200R1). Gene Ontology annotation, molecular function: signaling receptor activity. The transcript has 6 exons. The coding region runs from base 1 to 912 and encodes 303 amino acids. NCBI's taxonomy places the organism in Eukaryota, Metazoa, Chordata, Aves, Passeriformes, Pipridae. Gene Ontology annotation, cellular component: external side of plasma membrane. The record is from RefSeq and is a predicted model, not a curated record. Gene Ontology annotation, biological process: regulation of neuroinflammatory response.